UUGUUGAAACCUUUAUUUUCAGUGUUGGGUGUGAGUGUACCUGUACGAGAAAGAGAGAUGGCUAAAUGGUUUUCAUCAUCACCAAACAUCAACUGCGAAUUCCAAGUGAAGAAUAAAAUUAUUAACCACAUGCUUACGCCAAGAGCUUCUUCUGCUAAGAGAAAUCAACUUCCAAUGGUACCCAAAAAGAAGUCUCAACGACGACGUCUGAUUACCAUAUCAACAUCCCAAGGAAGAUGGGACAGUAAAUGGGAGUGUAAUUACGUAUUUUCACUGCAUCAACUACAACUGCACGAUUUAGUGGAUGAUGACAUUCACAAAGACACGGAUGUUUUCAUUAACCUUUCCCUUGAGAAGGUGAUCCAACUUUGA
This is a messenger RNA of Striga asiatica, 372 nucleotides long. The record is from the annotation of a GenBank genome assembly. Lineage: Eukaryota; Viridiplantae; Streptophyta; Magnoliopsida; Lamiales; Orobanchaceae.